AUGGCAGUGGAAUGGGGAGAUAAAUAUUAAUUGUGCUUUUACACAACAGACACCACAUGGUCAUCUGAAGAGAGGGGUCUAGUCCAUUAAGUCCAAAGUCUAACUAUAUGUAGAAGCACCACUGAAUAUUGGGAAGAUGUAUGUUAAUGGUUCACUCAUUCUAGUAAAUUUGCACAUUCCCCCCACCUUGAAACAAAGCAGUCCAAAGAUCUAGCUGGGUGGGCAAGACAUUGAGUGAGUAGGUUUGUGUUGCUGCUUUGGUUCAUGGAGGACCAUAAGUGAGCAGUUGACAAUGUGACAACGCACCAGAAGUUAAUAAGAGAAUCUGUAACUUUCAACAGGACCACAGGUGCUGUUUCUUCUGGUACCUGCAUCAGUCUCCCACGCUAUGUUGAUCCUAUCCUGCUCUUCCAAGCUGCAGAUCCUAGAGGGACUGCUGAAGAAAAGCCUCCCUCAGACACUUCAGGUCUAUGGUGCAGUCAUGAACAUAAACCGCGGGAACCCAGUGGGCCACGAGGUGAUUGUGGAUUCUUGGCCAGAUUUCAAGGCGGUCGUAACUCGUCCACAGAGAGAGGCUGUUUCAGACAAUGCGGAUUUCUUGAGCAACAUAUAUGCAGCAUUUUAUCGGGAUCUUGAUGUGUACCGGAAACUGUUGCUAGACACAGAUGCCAUCAACUGGGACCAAACCUUUGCUCUCUGCGGGAACCAUGAUGGGAUAUAUGAGGUCUCUAAAGAGGCUGUUGCUGCCAAGGAAGUCCAGUUGACUGCAACCCCCUACUUUACCUACCUGAACCUCAACCCAGAUAAACAGCCUGAGCCCCGGCUAGAUCCAGGCUUCACUUUUUCCUCCUUAAAUAGCUCCCACAUUGACCUGCUGAAUGAAACGUGGCACUUUGGGGGCAGUGAACACAGCCGGAGAUAUCUGGCCAACAUGGUGCAAUGCUUCCCCAGUACCUGCAUCCUGGACUCCAAUGGUCAUCCUAUCAGCUGGAUCAUCAUGGAAUCUCUGGGUACACUGAGACACGGCUACACCCUUCCAUCCCACCGCCGAAGGGGCUAUUCAUCUAUGGUGCAGAGGGCACAGGCCAGGCGUGUCCAUGCAGCUGGCUUCCCUGUAUAUGGCCUUGUUGCCCUAGAUAAUACCCCCCAGCAGAAACUGCUGGUCUCCCUUGGCUUCCAAAGAUUAUCUGAACUGUGUCAUUACUGCAUCCAUUCUCCAGCUUCUCAGUGAGAAGAGGGGAGAGCAACAGUCGUUUUCCAGGAUCCUGUUCAAUCCUUUCACUUACCAGUCCUCUGAAUGGGAGAGAGGGAGAUUAUCACACCCUUUCAAGAACCAUUCCCCGUUACUCUAUUUUCCAUUUAAAUGCUACCUCAAUUCCUGUUGAUUAAAAACUUUGGUGCUGGGUUUGGACUGAAUCAGACGACAUUGGGUUUUUGGGUGAAUACCCAUGACCCCCAUUUUGAGUGUCUAUUGCUCUGUUUGUGGGGUGCUGCAAAAUGCAGUGUUUUCUCUGCAAAACACUGCUGCCAAAUUUUUCUCAAAGUUUGGCCCCUGUUUAGAGCAAAUCAGACGAUGUUUGGUUUUUGGGUGACCCCUGAGUUUGAGUGCCCAUUGCUCUGUUUAUGGGGCAUUG
Molecule: messenger RNA, 1634 nt
Organism: Podarcis raffonei (Aeolian wall lizard)
Lineage: Eukaryota; Metazoa; Chordata; Lepidosauria; Squamata; Lacertidae
Product: glycine N-acyltransferase-like protein 3
Exons: 6
Coding region: 389-1231 (280 amino acids)
Cellular component (GO): mitochondrion
Molecular function (GO): glycine N-acyltransferase activity
Source: RefSeq, a predicted model, not a curated record